AUGAUUUUUGCCAAGAAAUUUGACAUUCCCACCUUGGACUUAAAAGUCUUUGAUGUAACAAAGACUGAAGUUGACGAGGAGGUGUUUGAGUUUCUAAUACAGAAACAAGACCUUGGUGUCCUGGAGAUUUGUUUGCCUCAAGAUCCAAAUGAUUCGUUAAGCUCCUCUGCAAGCGCCUCCGUUACAAGCUACAGCGAUGUGGACUCUGAUGACACCAUCAUACUGCAGCGUAGUCCUGCUUCUACAAAGAGAGAAGAGGAUAGUCGUUUAGCCAAAAUGAUUGAAGACAUUCUGAAGAACAAACCUGGUGGAGAGAGGAUCAUGAAUGAGUAUGCUCGGACUAAAAGUCUAACAGAUUCCAGGAGACGCGAUAUGGUCAAGAUAUUGGUUGCACAAAUGACAAGUGAUCAUGGGACAAGUCCUUCAAGGCGUGUUAAAGAGGAAUACGCAAAGGGCAUCACUUCCUUGUUCCCAAACCUGGCCGAUCCUAGGAGCAAGUUUGGCUUUGAGCAUUAUUACAAUGCAGAAGAUGGUAGUGGGUACCUGGCAUGGAGACUGAAAUUUGUUCAAAAGGGAGCAUCAGAGGGACAAAAGAAGACCCUGCGUCAGUCACUAACAGGUGGUCCAAAAGCUGAUAGAGGCCCUUUCACAGAGGCAAACUGUCUAACCACUGAAAGCCUGUGUUGCGAGGCUAUCGCACUGAUGAAGCACUCAGCUGAUGAAGCAAUUGUCAAGGAGAAGAUGAAGCAGACCUUCACAUAUCGCCAAAAGAUGCUUCAUGACCCAGUCAAGUCUUCUGAAAUAUUCACUGCGUUUCCAAGAUUCCUAGACAUACCAGGAAUGAUUGAACAGGACUUUAAUCUUAUGUUUGGUGAUGUCACCUCUGCAAAGUUCCUGGAAAGGUGGCCAACUGUAUACAAGAAGAAAGUCCUUGACCAAAGCCGUGGCCUCACACAGACAGGCGACCUUCAAGACCUGGUUCAAAAUGCUGGAUCCACAACAGAAGUGGAAAAUGGAUGGGACAACGAUAUGUCAUCCCUUAUGGUCCUUGUGCACCUUCUGCCACCGUCAACUCAGGGCCGCAAGAGACCAGGAAAGCUCUCAGCCAGACAAGCCAGUGAGCAUCUUGUGAAGUUUCUCAAGACUGGGACCAGCAUUCAGGGGCAUCUGGACAGCAUCAUGGAAAGCCGUCAACCCUAUCUGCUUGCUGUGGGGACCCAGAGGAGUGUGAUUCACAAGUAUUUCAUUGUGAUUGACAAGCACGCAAUACCAUGUAAGUCACCAGACUGUCUUGCCUGUAUUGAUGAGCUUUUCAAAGCUCAUUUCGUCUUUGGUACCUCCUACAACCAGGAUCUGGUGAAUGUGUACAACUUCUUGCAAACCACGAUUUAUGAAAUCGAUGUGGAAAACACUAAGGUGAAUCCUAGGGUUGCAGAGUUGAGGGCUCGGAUGCUGAAUUGAGUUGAUACUGAGAUUGUUUUGAGGGCUCUAAUAUUGUAUUGAGCUAACACUGAAAUGUUGUGUUUUAUUUGCAAAAGCUCCCAGGCAAAUUCUAAUUCCCUGAUAAAACACUUGAAGCUAAUCCACGGACAUUGUUCAGGUAAAACACUUCGCCUUAAAUGCGGUCAGGCUGGUUGUUCUCAAGUUUAUGGCACUUUUUCC
Molecule: messenger RNA, 1662 nt
Organism: Trematomus bernacchii (emerald rockcod)
Lineage: Eukaryota; Metazoa; Chordata; Actinopteri; Perciformes; Nototheniidae
Exons: 10
Coding region: 1-1461 (486 amino acids)
Source: RefSeq, a predicted model, not a curated record